Molecule: messenger RNA, 930 nt
Organism: Nakaseomyces glabratus
Lineage: Eukaryota; Fungi; Ascomycota; Saccharomycetes; Saccharomycetales; Saccharomycetaceae
Gene: LIN1
Product: U5 snRNP complex subunit LIN1
Cellular component (GO): U5 snRNP
Molecular function (GO): protein binding
Source: RefSeq, a predicted model, not a curated record
AUGCAAUCGAAAAGAGCUAGUGAUGAGGACCAAACUUCAGGGAGAAAACGACUAAAAGUUUACCAAAAUAUACAACCCCAGAACAAUCUGGCUGAAGGGGAGUCAGACUUUGAGAACAAUACCGAUGAUGCUUUUAUAGAUGAUGAUAAUGAUGAUAAUGAUGAACUGGAAUCAAGGACAUUGAAUAUAGAUCAAUUUCGUAAAGAAAAUAUUGACACCAACUCCGAGAUAGAUGAUGCUAUUAGGGAAAGUGAUAGUGCCUUUACAUUAGAAUCCUUCGAUAUCAAGGAAGAUUUGAAAGAAGGCAAAUUUGAUGAAAGUGGCAAUUUUAUUAGAUCCAAAAGUAGAGGCAAUUCGGAUGACGAAGAAGAUGAGUUUUGGCUGCAAGAGAGUGUUACCAAAGGUGAUUAUAGCAAAAAUAAUAUACCCAUGUCAAAACUGGUCAGCGAUAGACCUAUGAUAACUGCAGUCGAGGCUCUGUAUCAGAUACUAUUCCUUAUGCCUGACCAGGAUAAAAACAUAAUAGAAACUCUUGCUCAACUGAAUAAGGACAAAAAGCGGUUCUCCAAAAUACAGAACAGUCAAUGUGUUGAGGCUGUAGUCAAUGCAAUUAAUAUUCUUACCGACUCCGUAGAAACCUUAGAGAGAAAGGAGUUUUCUAAUGUCUAUCAGAUGAAAAGACAAGAUUUAGUAAAUGCUAUCAAAGAAGAGCCCACUUCGAAGGAUGGUCCUUAUGAUCCCAUAAAAGAUAGAAUAUGGCAAUAUAAAUGGCUCGGAAAAGAUAAGGUUUAUGGAUUUUAUACAUGCUAUGAAAUGCAAUAUUGGAAAGAAAAUUAUUUUCAGAACAGGGUGCUAGUUCGAUUGAAUUCUUAUUCAGAAUCAGAUAAUUAUUGGGUCCAUAUCUCCAAUAGUAUAUUUGAUACUCUGUAA